Molecule: messenger RNA, 3483 nt
Organism: Rhagoletis zephyria (snowberry fruit fly)
Lineage: Eukaryota; Metazoa; Arthropoda; Insecta; Diptera; Tephritidae
Source: RefSeq, a predicted model, not a curated record
AUGGGUUACGACAAAAGUCGAUUCCCAAACGGGGAUGUCGACGAGGAGCUGAUCUGUCCAAUCUGCUCGGGUGUUCUCGAAGAUCCUCUGCAGGCACCUGUGUGCGAGCACGCAUUCUGCGCAGAAUGCAUCAAAGAAUGGUUUUCUCGCCAAAGCACUUGCCCCAUUGACCGACAGCCAGUGACGACAAAGCUGAAGCCUGCACCUCGUAUUCUGCGCAACCUGUUGUCUCGGCUCAGCAUAACGUGCGAUAAUGCCCAAUAUGGAUGCAAAUUAGUGGUCAAGAUAGAGUCUCUGGCGGCGCACCGAGACGAGUGCGAGUUCAACCCAAAGCGCCCAGUCGAGUGCGACAAAGGCUGCGAGCUAUUCAUUCCAAAGGACGAGCUACCGAGUCACAACUGCAUCAAAGACCUUCGCUUAAAGAUGGAAAAGGAGGCAAAAAAGUGGGAACAGCAGUUUAACGAGAUGCGAAUGACGCUGAGCACACUGCAAAGCUGCGUGAAGCAGCUAAUGCCCGACAUGCCCGAGACAUCGGCCAUGCAGCACUACUCUGUGGGCAUUCCCUUCUGGUGCAACUCGCUGCCGAGGGCGCGAGUGCUGAGGUGGGGAGGCCUGAUCAGCACCCCUGACAGUGAUCUGCAAGAUCUAGUCAAGAAGUCGCUCAUUGACUCGGGCUGUCCGACGCUCAUCGUCAAUGAGCUGAUGGAGAAUUCACAUGAACGCAAGUGGCCGCCAGGACUGAGCUCACUGGAGAUACGGCAGAUCAACCGCGAGAUGCAUAAACGGCCACACUCAGACUCUGAGGUUUCGGCGGAGGAGGCCGAUUCUUCGGAAAUAUCCAAACCAGCCACAAAGAUCAUUCGAGUGGACGACAGUCCCAGGUCUAGCUCAGACAAGUGCAUCCAAGUGGACUCUGCCGCGGAGGCCACUGGUGAACCUGGUGGCCUUUCAGGGCCUAGCACCUCAGCAAUAACAAACAGCAAUGUUGAUGCCGCCACUGCCGAAGAGGACAACGCCAUCGAUCUCGUUAGUUCGAAUACAAAUCACUCAUCCACCUCUACUGAAACAACGAUUAGGUGCUCAAACAACGAUGCUUCCACUGACGAUCCAACCACAAUCACCACCUCCACCACCACCUCCAGCACGACCGCCACCUCAUCCAGCUCUUCCAUCGACGACACCUGUGAGCCCAGCUGUGACAUUGCUCCAUCCCAUGAUGAAACACCCAGUGCAUCUCCCAACUCUACGGAGCCAACUUCAUCCAUUGAAGAAGGAGAAAUCUACCAAGAUCAACCAUUGAAUGAAGAUGCCGUGACCGUCGACGAUGCGGUGAUUGAAGAGGUGCCUAGCUAUGCAGAGGAGCAGGCAGUUGCCACCAGUUCCUCCUCAGUAAACGCCUCUUUAGACGAGCCAGACAUGACGCCAUCGACUAGUUCCGGAAUUAGGCAUGUCCCCAGCAGAAGGACUCAAUCUAUCCUCAAAACAGCUGAACGAAAGCUGAAAGGCAAGCGGUCAGUCGUCUUCAAUGGCGUCACCGUGUACUACUUUCGUCGGUCACAAGGCUUUACGUGCAUUCCUAGCCAGGGCGGCUCCACGCUGGGCAUGGAAAACUCCCACACGUACAUUCGCAAUUUCACACUUGAGACUCACGCGGAGGAGCGAAAGCGAGCUCAUCGGGAGAUUCUACAACGCCAAAGACGCUUCGCCAGAAUGAAUAAACACUCCUCCACGUCGGAGUCGGAGGAUGACUCAUACGACGAUAUGAGCGACUUGUCGGAUGUCGACUUGGAGAACGACAACUGCUACUUCUUACAACCAGUGCCAAUUAAACAACGCCGAGCCCUGCUUCGCGCCUCGGGAGUGAGAAAGAUUGAGACGUCGGAGAAGGAGGAGUGUCGCGACAUUCGCAUUUCUCGGGAGUUCUGUGGGUGUGAGUGCCAGGUUUACUGCAAUCCGGAGAUUUGCGCCUGCUACCUGGCGGGCAUCAAGUGCCAAGUGGACCGCAUGGCCUUUCCAUGUGGCUGCUCCAAAGACGGCUGCCACAAUGAAAAUGGUCGCAUUGAAUUCAAUCCGAUGCGAGUGCGGACGCACUUUAUCCACACCAUCAUGAAGAUCGAAAUGGAAAAGAAACAGGAACAACAGCAACAGCAACAACAGCAGCAGCAAAUGGCCUCCAGCACAAGUAAUGGAGGUGGCAUGAUUUCCACAAUAUCCUCCACUGACGGUGCCUACUGUGGAGCCCCGUGCACGUCCAGCUACAGCUCGCCAAUUUCGAAUCAGUGCAGCCAAAGUAUGCAGCAGGGCAUGUACGCCAUGCCGAUGGUGCACAACAACACUGCUCACAGUGGUCAUCACUACAUCAGCGAAUCAUCGCACAUGCACCUAAUGCCGCCGAACAACAGCUAUGCCGAUCCGAACAUCUACCACACCAAUGAGUACAGUCCGGACAGCUCGUAUUCGGAGAACUCCGACUACACCACCGGAAGUGACGAGUUUGAGAAUGAAAACGGCGAAAAGACUGACGACUCGCCGGUCAAUGUGGUUACCUCGCAUGAAAUGUACAGCCAACAUCAACAUCAGCAGCAACAACAACAGCAACAGCCUCACCCGUCGUCUCACCAGUAUGCUUCCAAUGGACAGGACAUGAUGCACUCCUGUGCAAACAGCAACGCAUUACCGCCCUUUCCCUCAAUCAACUCCAGCUGUGACCUUUCUGCCGGCGGCACUGGAUACACCAAAAACGGUCACUGCCACUCAUAUCAACAGGACUCUGGUGGGGCAAACUCGAUGCACCUCAAUCACUACAAUUCGUAUUCCGCCAUGACCGACAGCCUACCGCAACCACCGCAGCAACAGCAACCAUCGCAGCACGCCUCUCUAUACUCAUACGACAUUCACAGCUCUUCGUCACACUACACCAGCUACAGCAAUGGCUUCCACAAAGGGGAGCCCAACUUUGCUUCGAUGGGCACCGGCAAUCAACAACAACAACAGCAACAGCCAGUGAACAGCAGCUCGCAGCAGCAGAUGGUCGGCUCAGAGGGCAACAGCAUUGCUGCACCAGCACCACAGCAGCAGUACAUCGAUUUGAGCCUCUCCAUUGCAUCUUCAUCCUCUGCUGAAAGUUUACUCUCCGCGGCAAACACGAGCGACGAGGACUCACGACUGACUCCCGUCUCAUUCACACACAUUCAACCGCUCAGUUCGUCUUCCAGCUUUUACACCGUAGUGACGAACAACAGUUCGAGUCUCGGCCAUCAUCCGUACGAUCAUCAGGACUACAGUGCCAAAGGCACCUCCGAUCACCACCUUCUUCCACAGUGCAGCAGUAUCGCAGUUUCCGCCCCAUACGGCGAGCUGAGCGAGGCUGAUCCCAAAUCGUCCUCCUCCUCCUCAGACUCAUCCUCCGAAAGUAACCUCUCCUCGAGUGACAACUUUGGGGAAAUCAUCAAGAAAUCAAUCGUAGAGACUGUUAGUGCCUGA